Styela clava is the source of this 1122-nucleotide messenger RNA. RefSeq names its product dnaJ homolog subfamily B member 13-like. Lineage: Eukaryota; Metazoa; Chordata; Ascidiacea; Stolidobranchia; Styelidae. Gene Ontology annotation, molecular function: protein-folding chaperone binding. The record is from RefSeq and is a predicted model, not a curated record. Gene Ontology annotation, cellular component: cytosol.
AAUUUCAGAUAAAUAUUAAAAAAAUAUUUAGGAUGGGUGUUGAUUACUAUUCUGUGUUGGGUGUCACUCGUAAUGCUACAGAUAGUGACAUCAAAAAAGCUUAUCGCAAACUAGCUUUGAAAUUUCACCCAGAUAAAAACAAAGAGCCAGGUGCAUCAGAAAAAUUCAAGCAAAUUGCAGAAGCGUAUGAUGUUCUGGCUGAUAAUAAGAAGAGAGCUACCUAUGAUCAGUUUGGUGAAGAAGGCUUGAAAGGUGGAAUUCCAUCGGAUAGAGGGGGAUUUACCAAUGGGUAUACUUUUCAUGGCAAUGCGGAAAAAGUUUUCAGAGACUUUUUUGGAGGUUCAAAUCCAUUCGCUGAUUUGCUAGGAGAACCUGAUAUAAUGAAUGCAUUUGGAGGAAUUCAUGGGAGAGGGAGAAAGAAGCAAGAUUCACCUAUUGAAAGAGAACUUCAUUUGACAUUAGAGGAAAUCUAUCAUGGAUGUACGAAAAAAAUGAAAAUUUCACGGAGGGUUAUGAAUGAAGAUGGGCACACUUCUAGCAUUCGAGACAAAAUCCUCACCAUCAACGUUCGUCCUGGAUGGAAAGCAGGAACCAAGAUUACUUUUCCACAAGAAGGGGAUCAAGGCCCAAACAAUAUUCCGGCUGAUAUAGUUUUUGUCGUCCAGGACAGGCCCCACACUUUAUUCAAACGAAGAGGUAAUGAUUUGGUAUAUGUUGCAAAGAUACCACUCGGAAAAGCACUUAUCGGGUGCAGCAUUGAAGUACCCACACUCGAUGGCAGAUUUUUGAACAUACCAAUCAAUGACAUCGUUCAUCCAAAAUAUGAAAAAGUUGUACCCAAGGAAGGAAUGCCUUUUUCUAAAAGACCAUCAGAACGAGGGAAUAUGGUGAUUGAGUUUGAUAUUCAAUUUCCAGAAAAGUUGACCCCAGAAAAGAAACAACUUAUACGGCAAGCACUUCUGGUUUAAAUUUUACUGAACUCUUAACACAAUUUUUCACAUGCUUGUAUAUAAUAGUUUAUAUAUUAGUUAUAUUGUACAAUUUCUAGUGUUUCAUUUUUGUUGUAUGACAUUCAUCUUCAUCUGCUUAUGAGUACAUAAGACACCAGUUCUUUCAGUUUAA